UUGAGAUUAAAUAUGCGGGAUGAUGUCUCGAGCUGCCUUUAAAUGAGCAGGUGUCUGCUUUAAGAUUUGGGAGCGUUUCAAGGAACGUAUGAAGUCGAACUCUUCCCGUAUUAGAUGUGUUUCUGAGAAGUUUUCUGGACAGAACUGCACCCCAAUAUGAGACAUGAGGGGAUCCUCCCCACAUGACUGAAACAGAACCAAGCAGAUUCUCUGAAGUUGACAGAUGCAGGAAGAAGCCAAAGAACUCUGAGUGAGGCUAAUACAUACCAACAGGCUGCCAGUCAGGCUGCCGCAUUCUGACACGGACAUCGAGAGAUAUUAAAAAGACGGACCGAAAUAAAGACGGACAGACAGACAAGACAGUCUGAUGCCAGCUGUCUCUACCGUGAACCUCACGGGACAACUCCUCCUGCUGUUGCUAUGGGCAAUCCACCCCACCAUGGCAACCAACUGGCUCUCGAUAGCGAGGAUGCCUCGCUCUCGCCCCGUGUCCGGCACCGCCCCCUGCGGGAAGCUGCGCGGCCUGACCGUGGGCCAGGUGGGGGUCUGCAGGGCCAGGGGAGAGGUGAUGGAGUCUGUACGUAGGGCUGCCGAGAUGGUCAUAGAGGAGUGCCAGCACCAGUUCCGUAAUCGACGGUGGAACUGCUCCACCACCCCUCGUGGAGUCAACAUGUUUGGAAAAGUCAUGACCCAAGGCACACGAGAGGCAGCCUUUGUGCACGCCCUGUCCUCGGCCGCGGUGGCUGUCGCGGUGACACGGGGCUGCAGCCGGGGGGAACUGGAGAGGUGCGGCUGUGACAGGAAGGUCAGAGGAGUCAGUCCGGAGGGUUUUCAGUGGUCAGGGUGCUCAGACAACCUGUCCUACGGAGUGGCAUUUUCCCAGACAUUUGUCGAUGAGCCAGAACGUGCCAAGGGGAUGUCAUCAGGGCGUCCACUAAUGAAUAUCCAUAACAAUGAGGCUGGAAGGAAGGCAAUUCUGCACAACAUGCAGGUAGAGUGCAAGUGCCACGGGGUAUCUGGCUCGUGUGAGCUCCGAACCUGCUGGAAGGUGAUGCCACCAUUCCGGCGUGUGGGGGCCGUGCUGAAGGAACGCUUUGACGGGGCCACUGAGGUACGUCUGUCUCGGGUGGGCUCAAGGACAGCCCUCCUGCCCCGGGAUCCUCAAGUGAAGCCCCCAGCAGCCCGUGACCUGGUGUACCUUGCCGCUUCCCCAGACUUUUGCAGCUUGGACCCCGACAACGGAAUCCCAGGUACCGCUGGCCGGCGCUGUAAUGGCACUUCCCGGCUGGCCCCAGAUGGGUGCGAGCUGUUGUGCUGUGGGCCUGGGUUCAGAGCAGGCCGAGCUGAGGUGGUGCAGCGCUGCUCCUGCAAGUUCUCCUGGUGCUGCUCAGUCCGCUGCCAGCAGUGCAAGAACACUGUGCUCAUCCACACCUGCAAAGAAUAAAACGGAAGGAGGAAGCAGUUGUUUACGUGCACUGAAGAUCAUGCAACCUGUGCUCCGAAAACAAGAGGACACACAACAAAGGGACGCUGAAGCAGUCAUAUUUUGCUCAGACUUCACUACUGGGGGGGGGAACUGAAGAGUAACACUUUAAAUGCACAUAUUCUUUAUAUAAAGACAUUUCCUCAUAACUGACAAACAACGCUUCACAGCUGAAAAUAGGAAAUUAACCAUAGACUGACACUAAGAAUGUUUACAUACACAUAUAUUCCAGCUAAAUCCAUAGCUCUUAAUACAUUACUUUAAACCUAAAAACUAGAUACAAAUCUAUGUCACUAUUUGUUUUUUGUAUGCACCACUCAUUGCACCUAUCUGCCAAUGUGUAUUUAUUCACCUCAGACUGUGAAGCAUUUGCAUAACUACACUGCAGAUUUUAAAUUAGCCCCAGAUUAGCGUGCAUUUCAUCGCACCAUCAUUUACAGCUAUGUAGAUACAGCUACAUUAAGUAUAUGUGGGACGUGAAGUAUUAGUUUCAAUUUCAGUAUUUAUUUGUUGAAAUAAACAAUUUUCACAACACUCAUCAGUUGUGUCCUAAUUAUUAUACAUAAACAUAAUCAAGAAAGACCCAGGGCCCAACUACUGCUGUCACCUUGUAACGCCAGUCUCUUGGGCAUACAUUCAAGUCCAGUGUUGUCUGUUCUCUUCAUGUUGCCAUGGGUUUCCUGCAGGUGCUCAGUAUUCUCCAAAGACAUAAUAUCCAGAGGAAAGGCACACUUUAAACUGGUCUUAGUGUACAAAUGAUAAAGGUAUUGCCCUUUUCUCCUCAAAUGUUUAUAACAUUUAUAGGUUUCUGUGCAUUACUGCUGUGGCCAUUUUUACCAGACAGGUACAACAAAUAAAACCACAGGAGGCU
This is a messenger RNA of Scleropages formosus (Asian bonytongue), 2354 nucleotides long. RefSeq names its product wingless-type MMTV integration site family, member 4b (gene wnt4b). Gene Ontology annotation, biological process: neuron differentiation; canonical Wnt signaling pathway; multicellular organism development. The record is from RefSeq and is a predicted model, not a curated record. The coding region runs from base 368 to 1444 and encodes 358 amino acids. NCBI's taxonomy places the organism in Eukaryota, Metazoa, Chordata, Actinopteri, Osteoglossiformes, Osteoglossidae. Gene Ontology annotation, molecular function: cytokine activity; frizzled binding. The transcript is spliced from 10 exons. Gene Ontology annotation, cellular component: extracellular region.